GCAGCAGCCUCUGCAUUAACUCUGUGCAACUCCCGGACUCUGCGCCCAGUUCUGCGCCGUGCUAUAUGUGUGUGGACAGAGCUGCACGCCGCGCAGAGACAGCGGGAACCGGAUCCUCGGGCGGGGUAGAUGGACCUGGCGCUGCUGAAGCCAGGGGCGCGAGGUCCAUCUGGCCCUGACCGUCCUCUGGGGGCGCGGGUGGCAGCGCCUCGCCCGACACCAAGCGCCGCGGGCUGGGAAGGGGGAGGAAGGCUCGCGGGAGCGUGUCAGGGCUGCCUACUCCGCCCCUCUCCUUCCCCGCGCCCCGGUCCCGCCACCUGCACCUGAAGCCGCCCUGACCACUGCCCCCAUCACCGGACUCGCGACGCAUGCGCGACGGUUGGCCCCACCCUCGCUGUGGAAGCCCGCGGCCCAGAUCCGUGUUGCUCACCGGAAGGAGUUGUGCAAUGGACCGUAGCGCGACCGGAAGGGGGACGCUGGUUGGGUGGGACACAUCCGCUUUCUUUUGAUCGCCGCGGUCUCCGAGUCCCAGAGAGCUACUGCUGCCUUGUCCUCUGCGACGGUUCUGGGUCGGGGCCUCCCUUUCGCUGCCUGUAUGGCCGCCUCCGUGAACUUUAAAACUUAUGUGGAUCAGACUUGUAGAGCUGCUGAAGAGUUUGUCAACAUUUACUAUGAUACGAUGGAUAAAAGAAGAAGGGUGUUGGCUAGACUUUAUCUGGACAAAGCAACAUUAAUUUGGAAUGGUAAUGCUGUGUCUGGACAAGAAGCACUGAAAGAAUUUUUUGAAAUGUUGCCAUCUAGUGAAUUCCAGGUUAAUAUGUUAGACUGCCAACCUGUUCAUGAGCAAGCUACUCAAAGCCAGACAACAGUCCUUGUAGUGACGUGUGGGAGAGUAAAAUUUGAUGGCAACAAGCAACGUUACUUCACCCAGAAUUUCUUACUGACGGCACAAGCUACACCUACCAGCACAGUGUGGAAGAUUGCAAGUGACUGCUUCCGCUUCCAGGAUUGGGCCAGUUAAUGGGGACUCAGAGGUGAUUGCUUUCCCUCUUCAUUGUGUGACUUUAGCUCUCUGGACAGUCAUUCUCUAAACGUGGAAGACCUUUAUCCCUUCUAGUGUGCCGUUCGUUCUGGAAGUACUGCAGAUCUGUGUUGUGCUAGUCCUAGUGGCCCAGGACUUAAAGGCAAAUGUAUUUUUGAAAUGGAAGAAGUUUGCUCAAGUUAAUUGGGCCCCUGUGAAAUAUUUAAGGCAGUGAGCCAAAGGGCAUACCCGUUCCUGAAGUUUGUGUUAGUGAUUCACUUAUGUAAUGUUGAAAUCAUUCCUGUAAAUGCCUUACUUACAACUAUCCUGCUGCUUCAGGAACUUUUUCAGUAAUAUUGAAUGCUAAAAUCUCCACUGCUUGAACAGUGAAUCCAUUUAUACAGAUGUGCAAUCAUUUCAGCUUAGAAACACCAUCUUUGAAGCAGACACCUAUGACAGUGAGCAAUGGAGUUAGUUGCUCCUAUGUGACGUGUAUGAAACUUUAGAACUGCUUAUUUUGAGCCUUGAGCUUGAUCUGGCAACAAUUAGAGUUCUUUUUUUUCCAGUAAGAGUGGCCACAUCAAAGUAACUUCUCAUAUAAUAGAUGGGAGAGAUCCCACUUGGAGUUGUAGUGUCACCAAUGAAUUACAUGGUUUGGGGGAUGGGGGAAUAAAGGGAUUGGUAAAUACAGUCAUGCUUUCUGCUUCCUCUCUGGAAAUUGAAAAUAUAACACUUGAACAUGUGUAAACUCUCAAAAAAUCAUCUGUUGUAAAGCCAAUGUUUAGUGUCCUCGAUGUACAAGGAAUACAACGCUUAUCAGCUUUCUCCUUUGGCUUAACCCUGUUAAUAUUUGGUUAGGAUCACUUAUGUAGAUCUAGGUCCACACUAACAGCUCUGUUGAAUGCAAAGGGAAAGGACAAGCAUAUUAAGCUGAUUUGAGAAGCUGCUUCCCUUUCUUUGGAAGUCUUGGAGUAUAAGCUACAUAUCAGUCAGCUGUUUCAUCCUUUGUUUUCUAUAGCUAGUAAUUUCAUUAUUACUAUGAAGCACAACAUACUUAUUUUAUUGCAACUUUUUCUCCUAUUUUGAAUUUGCAAGCUUUUACCCCAUCAGUCUGAAACAUUAUAGUAGGAAAGUGGCAUUGAAAUUGUAUAUAUGAUAUGCUAGUCAUCUCUUUAGUGCAGUUGUUCAGAGUAGAUGCUUUGACUACUGUGGUCCCAGAAGGAUAUUAACCUCUCAACAUGAGAAAACUUUAUCUUCCUUCAAUCCAAAGUUAAUGCACAACUUUCAUUUGUCUUUCUCCUGUUUGGUUUUUAUUAUGGGUUUCUCAGAAUAUGGUUACCUUAAAUUGCUAUACUCUUGUUUCUAUUUUUUAAAUUUUUUUUAUUGUUUUAAAGUUUAGAGGGUAGCUUGCUUUCUUAACCUGAAUUAAUGCUUUAGAUCUCAGGAUGGCAGCACUUUGUGUUCAGACUGCUAAAAUCUAAGUUGAGCAAAUUAAAAGGAUGGAAAUCUAGUCACAUAGUAAGUACUUGAAAACACACACUCUGCUUGUAAGUAAAAAUCUCUUUGACUGUAACUUAUAAAUCUGAUCUUAAUUUCAUCCUGACGGAUGUUUUGACAAUUCACAAGGCUGUUACCUUUAUACUUGUAAGGCUGGAAUAUGUGACUGGGAAACCACUCAUUUUAUUCCUUAUAAAUCAGAAAACAGAAAAUAAACCAUAUUUUAAAAACGUAUGUAUACUUAACAUAUGUUUUUAACAAAUAAUGGUAUAAGUUGAUAUAAAGAUGAAAUGGUUGGCUGCACCAGUAUUGAACUUAAAGGGUUUCUAGAAAUGUUUAUAUCAUUAGGUUGGAGAAUUUGUAAUAUAUUGUCCAACUCUCUUAAAUGGAAAUUUUUCUAUAGUUAAAGUCGGAAAUGGUCUCUCUAAAGUCCUUGCUCAAGAAACUUUUUCCUCUGUUUUCCUACUUUUGAGAAAACAGGAAUCUAAAAAUGGCAUAAGGACUACAAAACUGUUUAACGUUGUAGCUGUCGUAAAUGUAUUGCGAUUGUGUGCAUAGUGGAGGAAAGAUUGACCUUUUUAACUGUGUAAUGUCAUCUUGCAAUAAUGUUGGGAGGUUUUCGUAUCUUUUCUACCAGAUCAAAAGAAGAAUUAACGUUGAAGUUACCUGCUAAUUAUAUAGCAUUGUUGAACUGUGGUGGUGUUGUAUUAUGGUUACAGCUCACUGUUUCUUACAGAUGAAAUUCAUAUUCCUAAUGUAUCUUGUCUACAUAUGGUAUCAGUAUAACUUUUCUCUCUAGAACAUUUAUGGGUGAAAUUCCAGCACUAGGCUUCUGAAUUAUGAAGACAUUCAGUCUUUAGAACACAACCACAUUUAUACUCAAGUAAAUAUUUAUUUAAAAUUAUUGGGAUGACGCCUUAAAUCUUAAAUUAGCAUGUAAAAUUGUCUAAAACUUUCUGUCACAACAGUGGAAGUUUUAGAUGUAGAUGUAGCUGUUCUAUACAUUCUGUUCAGAUGGAAGCAGGUUUGGGCUUUAAGUAUGGCUGGUGCUCUGAGUUCUUACUAUUUGAAGCAUAAUUUAGUGUGUGCACAAACUAACCUAGUUGUACAGGCUCUGCCUUCCAUUGUGCUUCAUGUUAAUUUCACAGUUGGAAGUGGAUCUUGGCUGUUGCUAGCAUGGAUUUUUGUGGAAUUGGUGGAAGUGAUGAUCUUCCGCACUAUUCUUCCUGCUUCCCUUCAGUAGAGCUAUAAUAAGGUUUUGGCUUUGGAAGUUGUUGAUGGUUAUGUCCUCGUAGCUGGAGGUGAUCUGCCUUAAAGAAAAGGAGCGUACUCAGGCUGCCAUAAUUGCCUGCUAACCAAAAUUCUUAAUACUUGUGCAAAAUCAUAAGAACUAAACUGCAUAGAAGUCCAAACACUCUGAUGCUUUCCCUUGCUAUUCAAAUAGUAAAUUCUGGGCAUGUAGCAAAGCAGUCAUACAAAAUCAAGUUGAAAAUCUAAGCAAAUGCAAAUCCUAAUACCUUUUGCUUAUCUUGUAUUGCCUCCCUUGGUCAACUUUGUUUGACAUUCUAGUUAUGUUGCUUUGCUCUUUUUAGCAUGCCACAAGUCAUUUAAAGUGCUCAGUGCUGCCAUUUCUUGGAGGGAAGUAUUUUGUCUUCAAAGGCUAGGUAACGCUUGUUAUCUGAUGAGAGAAUUCUGAAAUAUAAAGAAGUGAUGCUUUUUUAACAUCAAAAUAGCUUUCCACAAACUUGAAUGUUUUAUAAUCUUUUGCAACUAUUUAAGACCUCUUGUAAGGGUGUCACUUUAAAAAAAUCGUUUGAUCUGGUACUUUAUUUUUAUUACAAGCUUUCAUAGUGUUUUCUUACUAUAUUAAAGUUCAGGAAAUAACAUUUGGCUCUUCAACUUUGCUGUUUGGGUUUUGGCAUUGGGUUACAUAUGUUCUAAUUAUUGCCACCGUAUGGUACUCAAAUGGCUCAGAACAGAGCCACCAGUGUACACGCACGCUCCUUGAUGGUGGUGGUGUCUCUCCUGUGAUGAGAAAAAUGAACUGAUGAUGGCAACUGAUUCCACAGUCAUGUGCAUCAACAGUAAUGCAGCAUAAUUGAGGUAAAUGAUACUUCAGAGCGCAGAAGUAAAAACUCUGGGGAAUGCGGCAGUUCCCUUGGAUAACAUUCACUGAAGUUUACAUCACCAUCUAACAAAUUCUAAGAAGUCGUCAGCCAAACACAUAGUGUAUGCAAGAUGCUUGGACGGUAAAUGUCUUCCUUGCCCUUCCCCCCAGGCAUAGACUAUGCCUAUGCUCUAUAUCGUCUAUGGAUAAAUAGAACAUUCACCCAAAGAACUAAAUUCACAAUGUUUUUCCUUUUUAGCAUCAAGAAUGGCUGAGUUCAGUAGACCAAUUGGCUACUAAUGUUACAAGUUUACACUCAGGUGCUGACCACCUUCAAUUUUCAUCAACAUCAAUAGCAGUUAAGGGUGCUGAACUCAUUGGAGGGUUGGUCACUCAGUGAAAAGUGCUUUACAUUUUGUUUAAAUGUGAGCCUAAAAACUCUGUGCUGUACCUACCUUGCGGGGACUCCCUGAGGCUGUCCUUUGGGCUGGAAUGCUGCCUAGAAUCUCUUUAGUGUUGUGGCUCCACCCCCACCAUGCCCCUCUCAUGGUGGCACAACAUUUUUGUACAAAACUUGUGACGGGUCCUUGGAGGACAGCCUUACAGUUGUUUUUUGCAUUGCCAAUUCCCCACGGCCUUUCUUGCUCCUCUGGACAUUUUACCUAGCAUAAAAGUUCUGGAAUGGGGGUGAGGAGCUUAAAAAGAAGUAGGGCUUUCAAGCGAUUAAUCACUCUGUUAAACAGUUAGAAUACCAUUUAUUUAAAUAUAUUUGGAUGUUUUCUACAUUUUCAAAUAUUUUUGUUUCAGUUACAACACGGAAUACAAAGUGUACAGUGCUCACUUUAUAGUCAUUUUUAUUACAAAUAUUUGCACUGUAAAAAAUAAAUAGUAUGUUUCAAUUCACCUCUUACAAAUACUGUAGUGCAGUCUCUACUGUGAAAGUGCAACUUACAAAUGUAGAUUUUUAUUUUUUGUUUGUUUGUUCUAUAACUGCACUCAAAAACAAAACAAAUUAAAACUUUGGAGCCUACAAGUCUACUCAGUCCGACUUCCUGUUCAGCCAAUCACUAAGACAAACAAGUUUAUUUACGUUUACAGGACAUAAUGCAGUCUGCUUCUUAUUUACAGUGUCACCUGAAAAUGAGAACAGGUGUUCACAUGUGUCAUAAAUAUAAAGGGAAGGGUAAACCCCUUUAAAAUCCCUCCUGGCCAGAAGAAAAAUCCUCUUACCUGUAAAGGGUUAAGAAGCUAAAGGUAACCUCGGUGGCACCUGACCAAAAUGACCAAUGAGGAGACAAGAUACUUUCAAAAGCUGGGAGGAAGGAGAAAAACAAAGGGUCUGUGUCUGUCUGUAUGAUGCUUUGGCCGGGGACAGAACAGGAAUGGAGUCUUAGAACUUAGUAAGUAAUCUAGCUAGGUAUGUGUUAGAUUAUGAUUUCUUUAAAUGGCUGAGAAAAUAGCUGUGCUGAAUAGAAUGAAUAUUCCUGUCUGUGUGUCUUUUUUGUAACUUAAGGUUUUGCCUAGAGGGAUUCUCUGUUUUGAAUCUAAUUACCCUGUAAGGUAUCUACCAUCCUGAUUUUACAGAGGUGAUUCCUUUACUUCUAUUAAAAGUCUUCUUGUAAGAAAACUGAAUGUUUUUUUUAUCGUUCUAAGAUCCAAGGGUUUGGGUCUGUGGUCACCUAUGCAAAUUGGUGAGGAUUUUUACCAAACCUUCCCCAGGAAGUGGGGUGCAAGGGUUGGGAGGAUUUUGGGGGGAAAGAUGUGUCCAAACCACGUUUCCCAGUAAACCCAGAUAAAGUUUGGUGGUGGCAGUGGAAAUCCAAGGGUAAAAUAACUUUGUACCUUGGAAGUUUUAACUUAAGCUGGUAAAAGUAAGCUUAGGAGGUUUUCAUGCAGGUCCCCACAUCUGUACCCUAGAGUUCAGAGCGGGGAAGGAACCUUGACAGCAUGGCACUGUUGUAGCCAGCAUUGCAAGGUAUUUACGUGCCAGAUAUGUUAAACAUUCGUAUACCCCUUCAUGCUUUGGCCAUCAUUCCCGAGGACAUGCUUCCAUGCCGAUGAUGCUUGUUAAAAAAUAAUGCAUUAAUUAAAUUUGUGACUGAACUCCUUGAGGGAGAAUUAUGUCUCCUGCUCUGUUUUACCUGUAUUCUGUCAUAUAUUUUAUGUUAUAGCAGUCUCAGCUGAUGACCCAGCACAUGUUGUUUGAUUUAAGAACACUUUCACAGCAGAUUUGACAAAAUGCAAAGAAGGUACCAGUGUGAGAUUUCUAAAGCUAACCACAGCACUCAACCCAAGAUUUAAGAAUCUGAACUGCCUUCCAAAAUUUGAGAGGAAUGAGGUGUGGAGCAUGUUUUCAGAAGUCUUUAAAGAGUUACAGGACCUGAACCACCAAAAAAGAAAAUCAACCUUUUGUUGGUGGCAUCUGACUCAGAUGAUGAAAAUGAACGUGGGUCAGCCCACAUUGCUUUGGACUGUUGUUGAGCAGGACCCAUCAACGGCAUGGAAGCAUGUAUUCUGGAAUGGUGGUUGAAGCACGAAGGGAUUUAUGAAUCUUUACUGCAUCUGACAUGUAAAUAACUUGCAACACUGUCUACAACAGUGCCAUGUGAAUGCCUGUUCUCACUUUCAGGGGACAUUGUAAACAAGAAGCGGGCAGCAUUCUCUUGCAAAUUUAAACAAACUUGAUUGGCUGAACAAGAAGUAGGACUGAGUGGACUUCUAGGAUCUAAAGUUUUACAUUGUUUUGUUUUUGAGUGCAGUUAUGUAACAAAAAAUCUACAUUUGUAAGUUGCACUUUCACAGUAGAGAUUGCACUACAGUACUUGUAAGAGGUGAAUUGAAAAAUACUAUUUAUUAUAUAGUGCAAAUCUUUGUAAUAAAAAUAAUAUUAAGUGAGCACUAUACACUGUAUUCUGUGUAAAUUGAAAUCAAAUGUUUGAAAAUGUAGAAAAAAAUCAAAAAUAUUUAAUGUAUUUAAAUUGGUUUUCUCUUGUUUAACAGGGUGAUUAAAACCAAUUAGUCACGAUUAAUUUUUCUGAGUUAACUGCAAUUGACAGUGCAAGUCAUGGACAGGUCAUGGGGCUGUGAAUUUUUGUUUAUUGCCCAUGACCUAUCCAUGUCUUGUACUAUAAAUACCCCUGACUAAAUCAUAGCCUUACCCAUCAUCCACUCAGUCCUUGGACUCUCUACAGAGUAUGACAACAUUUGCUUGAUUACCUGGUGUCCACUAGGACUCAUGCCUCCUAAAACAGUAAUUCAGACCCUUUAGUAGUUGAAUGAGUCCCAAAAUAUUUAGCUAGGUGCUACUGGGGGGGUCCUGGAGGGAGCCAAUGCUCUGGGAUGGGGCACAGCUAGGUGCUGUUGCUCUGGAGGAGAGGGAGCAGCACCAGCUGCCGGGGGUCGCAACCCAGCUGCUGCUGGGACCGAUGCCAGGGGUCGCCGAGCUGCAGCUGCUCCUGCUGCCCCUGGGACCGGCUGCACCGGUCACUGUUCAGGCAGUCUGGGGCCAGCUGCCCAAGCAGUGGCUGGUACAUCUGGCACCCGGGGUGGCUCAGAAAUGGCCGGUGCAGUUGGCUGUGGGGGCAGCUGCUUGGGCGGCUCUGGGGUUAGCCACGCUGGCUGUUGCAGAAAUCAUGGAGCCCUAACAACAGGGAAUGAACUAUUGUCUCACCCCACAAUGAUGGUCCUGUUGCGAUGUAAUUUAGACACCUUGACACAAUACUGAGGGAGAAGCUUGUAGGAUUGCAGUAUAUAACUUCAAUAUCUGGGGCUAUCAAGCAAACACCAUUUCAGGGUCUACAGAGCAUUUGUCUCUAUGAUUCAUGUGAUCCUGCUGAGGCUGCCAGUCAGUGUCAAAUGUCUCAGGGGUUUUUGUGAUGUGAAAGUUUGGCUGCUUGGUAUGGGAUUGAGACCCACCAAAUCACUCCUUCUAGCCUACUGAAUCACUACCAGGCACCAGAUCCUGUCUUAAAUAGAGAUUCCAUAGUUAAAUACUUCAUAUUUUGCUGUGUAUAUUCAUUGAAACAGACUAUGCUAGAAAAAAACAAGUUUAAAUUCUAAUGUGCAAACCACAUAAUUAAAUCUUUAAAAAAAACCUGCUAUUACUCCAAAGUGAAUGAAUGGAUGGAUGAUCCUGUGUCAUACAAACAGUUUAAAGUCUUGGUGACUCUACGGGAAGCUAUUCUGAACAUUUCUAUUCAUCUAAAUGAAAUGUUUAACUAUGUGGUUACACUAUGAACUCUUCUUUUUUUCCCCCCGUCACCCACAAGAAAAUGGAAUUGAUUUAGGAGGCCCAGUGCGACAAUGUUGGCUUCUCAAAAAAGUUUUGUGAAGUAUUUAUUGUGUGCACCCCCGUUCAAGGAAGCAUGGUUGGGCCAAGCAUUCCAGUCUGAUCCUCCUGAGUGCUAAGCUUUCCCAUCUCCCACUGAAUCAGAUGUAGAUCAACCCUACUGAAACUCAGGAACUGAGGAUACCCAGCACCAUGCAGGAGCUGACACUGACCAACUGCACCAUGGGGCAUUUCGAUAGUAUUUUUUGUUAGUCAUGGAACCUAACUCAUUCCAUGAAUUUCUUCCCCAAUGUGCCUACAUAUCUGUCUUCCGCUUUGAUUGUUGAUGAUUUGUGGAUAAGAACGGAGUAAGGGCUACAACACCCAGAAAUACAGUGCAUGCAUGGAGCAGGAAAACAGCAAAAGACAACCCAAAUACCUAUUUCCAUCUUUAGUCAUAGUUGGGUUCUAUAUCUCCUUAAAUAUUAAACUGCUCAGCAUUCAUAACACAAAGUGAGUUACAAUCUUUGAGAAUUAAUGCUACUUGUUCUGUGAUGUGGGGUGGCAGCAGGGCCAUGCCAAUUAACCAGGUGCUAGGUAGUUUGUAGGCAUAGUGAUAAUCUCUAAGCAAGACCAGUUUGUAUUUCCUAUGAGUCCUGUCAGGGAAAUAAUAUAACUUAUUUUCAGUUGUGUAGCUUCUUUUCUUCGGUAAUCAAGUUUUCAAAGCAUCCCUCCAACAAGACCCUAAUGCAGCCAAGGAAACGAUGUGUCAAUCUUGGUAGAAGUCAGUUGAGAUACAGCGUAUCUUUUUAGAAAGACAACCAGUCUAGUUCACCCUGAAGUUGUGGGCUGACUUACACAGGAGGACAGAGUAGAUGAUAAAUAAUGGUUCCUUCUGGCCUUAAAACCUAUGAAUAAUAAUAGCACUGAUAGCUCUUUACAGAUAUUAAAGUGCCAUUAUCAGGUAGUUUGGGACCCUCUUUUCUCUCCAAAUCACUGCUUUACAAGCCUAAUAUUUAUUAAAUACAUUUUCAUCUGAUUGAAAAUAAUUCAGUGAAAACUUUGUUGUUGAGGGUUGGUUGGGUUGGCUGUAAAUAUCCCCCUCCAGCGCUGGCAACACAGACAGUUGCAUAACUGUCUCGGACCACAAAGACAUAUUAUCAAGAAUUGUUUAGUUUGUUACAGAAAGAAAACUAAAGACUUAACUCUUAUUUCAACAAGUAUAUAACAGAGUACUAAUAACUACAGUAAUUGUCUUAGAACAUAAGAAUGGCCAUACUGGGUCAGACCAAAGGUCUAUCCAGCCCAGUAUCCUGUCAACUGACAGUGGCCAAUGCCAGGUGUCCCAGAGGGAGUGAACCUAACAGGUAAUGAUCUAGUGAUCUCUCUCCUGCCAUCCAUCUCCACCCUCUGAAAAAUAGAGGCUAGGGACACCAUUCCUUACCCAUCCUGGCUAAUAGUCAUUAAUGAACUUAACCUCCAUGAAUUUAUCCAGUUCUCUUUUAAACCCUGUUAUAGUCCUAGCCUUCACAACCUCCUCAGGCAUGGAGUUCCACAGGUUGACUGUGCACUGUGUGAAGAAAAACUUCCUUUUAUUUGUUUUAAACCUAUAUAAAUAGUAAUUUCAAGAUAUGUUGCACACACAUUUUGCUGCAGAAUACUAACAUUUUAAUUAUUGAAAUAUGCAGACAUCAUACACACACAACACUGUUUUAUGUAUCAAAACUGCUGUGUUACAUAAGGCACAAUUUCCUACAGUGUAUCUUCUAUGUUAAGUACAGAAGAUUAAAUCCUGGCUCUACUGAAGUCAAUGGCAAAGCUCCCAUAAUACACUAAACAUAAAAUUAAUAAGGGCACUUAAUAGCCUAUCAGUUAAACAAUUUAACUGUCUUACAGAAAAAACAAUAAACAAAGGAUGGAGUUGAUGUGGUUGGAAUGCCCAGUGUAUAUUUUUGCAUAUCUAGGUUAGUUAGAGAACUUGUUUUGUAUUAGAAUCUGUAUCUACCUUUAUUUCCACACUUUAAGACUUAGAUUUUAUUAAUUAACAUAUUCUUGGAAUUACAUUUUUGUAACUAACUUUAUUGUAAGUUGUCAAAGUGACUGGGGAAUUUCCUUGGUUUUGUUACAAAAACACAAGUAGUAUAUUAUCAGCAUAAGUCAGGCUGCUGUCUGAAUUCUAACAUAGGUAUAGACUCCUGCAACCAUUUGGACUUCAGUACAUACAACUUUUGUUCCAGGGUCCUAAUUUUCCCCUGUCCGCUCCAAACUCCUCUCCUCAGGUUAGGUUCUCUUGUGUGUACUCUCUCUCACUCCCAAUCCACAUUGUUGUAAGAUUUAUAGGGAAAGAUUUGGAUCACAGAAGCACCAGGCUUUGCUAGGAGCUGCAGACUUGGUGUUGUAGACUUUAUUUGAGCUGUUGAAGUCAUAGCAUAGGGAGGGUGUGACAGGGUAGGCCACUAUGAUCACUGUUACAAGGUUACAAUAUAUAUUGUACAAAGUAUACCUUGUGUGGUAUCAUCUGAAAAGUCAUAAUCUACUGAUUAUUAUUAUCCUGGUAAAGUGUAGCAACACUAUAUGUAAAGUCAUAAGAGUCUACUGUAUGAUUGGUUUCAGAGUAGCAGCCGUGUUAGUCUGUAUCUGCAAAAAGAAAAGGAGGACUUGUGGCACCUUAGAGACUAACAAAUUUAUUUGAGCAUAAACUUUUGUGUGCUACAGCUCACUUCAUAGGAUGAUUGUUACUGAAAUAUGAUGUUAUUCUGGGGAACACCCAAAAACCAGUUCCUCAGAGACAACAAGGCUGUCACCUAGUUAAGUGAACAUUCUUCAGCAGUGGGAGAAAGUGAACAAGAAAUUUACAUUCCAUCACAGGGAUGGCCUAAAGCUCAAGUCCACAAGAGACAGGCUGUCACCAGAUGACUCAGCUGGAAAUUGAAGAUCUUUCUAGAAUAAAGGACUGAAUUAUAAAAGGGGUGAAAACACUUUAUUCUGCUCCUCUGUUUAUCUCUGAUGGCUACAUUAUCAACAUCUGAACAACAAUAGAAGGACAUACUGAAUUGCUUGGGGUAGUCCUGGCUGGAAAGAAAUCCAGCCUCUUUAUAGCAUGUCAGUGAGAGAGACACAUUUGCUCUGAAUCCAUUUUAGUUUAAAUUAGAUGUCAGUUGCAUUUUAUCUUGUAUUUCUUUUGUAACCGGUUCUGACUUUUAUGCCUUGUUACUUGUAGUCACUUAAAAUCUAUCUUUCUGUAGUUAAUAAACUUGUUUUAUCUAA
Messenger RNA from Chelonia mydas (Green sea turtle), 12159 nucleotides. It is a transcript of the gene NXT2, whose product is annotated as nuclear transport factor 2 like export factor 2. Gene Ontology annotation, biological process: protein import into nucleus. NCBI's taxonomy places the organism in Eukaryota, Metazoa, Chordata, Testudines, Cheloniidae. The coding region runs from base 596 to 1021 and encodes 141 amino acids. The record is from RefSeq and is a predicted model, not a curated record. The transcript has 4 exons. Gene Ontology annotation, cellular component: nuclear pore central transport channel.